GCUUACGCCCUCAGAAAGAACACAAGAGGGCCGUUCUAAGGUUAGAUGUAUCAUGAUAUCUACGAUUUCAGUUUUCAAAUUUCAAUUAAGAAGGCUAAAUUCGAUUCGAUCGCUGAUUAUAUUCAUGUUAAAUGAUGGCAAAUAACAACAGUAGUUGUUUUAUCACUGCACCUGGCUUCUGUCCGGAUUGCGGUUCAGUUUUACCUUUGCUUGACGAAAGAGGAGGAGUUACAUGUUACACGUGCAAAAGAGAAUGGGAUUCCGAAGUUUUUGGUGACAUGAAAAUGAUACAUACAAUCCUUUUCAACACUAAACAUACUUAUGCAUCCGCUAAAGAAGUUGAGGACAGUGACGAUGAUGCGGAUGGACCAGUAGUAGAGCGACAAUGUCCUCAAUGUCAAAAUGAUAAAAUGUCUUAUGCAACAUUGCAAUUGAGAUCUGCUGAUGAGGGACAAACUGUGUUUUACACAUGUACCAAAUGCAAAUUCAAGGAAACAGAGAAUUCUUAAUUUAAAAUUUCAUG
Messenger RNA from Temnothorax curvispinosus, 523 nucleotides. Its product is annotated as DNA-directed RNA polymerase I subunit RPA12-like. The transcript has 3 exons. The record is from RefSeq and is a predicted model, not a curated record. Gene Ontology annotation, molecular function: DNA-directed RNA polymerase activity; zinc ion binding; nucleic acid binding. Lineage: Eukaryota; Metazoa; Arthropoda; Insecta; Hymenoptera; Formicidae. Gene Ontology annotation, biological process: DNA-templated transcription; termination of RNA polymerase I transcription. Bases 132 to 509 code for a protein of 125 amino acids. Gene Ontology annotation, cellular component: RNA polymerase I complex.